Leishmania mexicana MHOM/GT/2001/U1103 is the source of this 1875-nucleotide messenger RNA. Its product is annotated as actin related protein 2/3 complex, putative (arpc1). Gene Ontology annotation, molecular function: actin filament binding. The record is from RefSeq and is a predicted model, not a curated record. Gene Ontology annotation, biological process: Arp2/3 complex-mediated actin nucleation. The transcript has a single exon. The coding region runs from base 1 to 1875 and encodes 624 amino acids. Gene Ontology annotation, cellular component: Arp2/3 protein complex; actin cytoskeleton. Lineage: Eukaryota; Euglenozoa; Kinetoplastea; Trypanosomatida; Trypanosomatidae.
AUGAUGUCGGUGUGCUGUGUUACCUGCGCCGCUUCGGAUAGUGACAGCGGGACCACGGUGCCUCGACUGGUGCCCGCGUCAGCACCACCGCCGCCGCCGCUUGCCGCGCUUGCCUUCAGCCAUGACGGCACGCGGGCGGCCUAUGCGGUGCGCCGCGGGAAGGCGCUUCCGCGAUAUGGCGACUGCGAGCAUGCGUGCUCUAUCUUUAUCGCCAACACAAACGCUCCGGCGCAUUGCCCGUCCAGCACUUGGAGCGGACCCGGCACCGCUGUCGCUCCCGUCGCGCAGUGGACGGUGCUGCAGGUUCUUUCCGGCAGUCACGACGCGCCCAUCACCGCAUUGGCGUGGUGCCCACGCACAGGUGCCCUCCUCUCUACCAGUGCGGACCGCGGCGCGUGUGUCUGGGUGCCGCGCACGGGUGCUGCUGCGGCUGCUCCAAAGGAAGCGAACUGUGCUUCUGAUGUCGAGGGUGGACGCGCGAACCCUCCGGCGGCUGCCUCAGCCGAUGUGCCGUUCUGUGCGGUGCCGCAGCUGGUCAUACUCAGCGCCGAGGUGCGCCUGUGUCCGACCUGUGUGGCCUGGAGCGCGGAAGGGACGAAGCUGUACAUCGGCACCUCUGGCGGCACCGUCGCCGUUGGCCGUUACGACGCGCGGCAUAAGUGGUGGAUCUGCCGCCUCCUCAGCGACCAUCGCCGCACUGCGCCUGUCGACCCAUCAGCUGAGGCCGCGGUACCAUCGUCCACGCGCGCGUGCUUGGUCACGGCACUGGCAGCGCAUCCUGUCGAGAACACGAGACUUGCUGUAGCGCGCCUCGAUGGCACGGUGCAAGUCCUCUCUACACACGUCAAGAGCGUGGAUGGUGCGCUGGGCAGCGCUGAACAAGGCACAAGCGGCAGCAGCGCGGGUGCAACGGCGAAGCCUUUUAAUCACGUGUACCUAUCGCACCUCCUCCCUUGCUGGGUCCACGGAGUGGCCUGGAGCCCGUCGGGGCAGCAGCUGGCGGUGGUGGGUCAUGACAGCGGUCUCCAUACGUGGGACUGGGGCCCUGUGCGAUCCUCGUCACUGGUAGGGGGGCGCAGCAGCGAUGUCGACUGCUCCGGUGCUGGCUCUGACAAGUGCAAAGCAGUGCACACAGUGACGUGGCUUCGUCAGCUGCCGCUGCUACGAUGCGAAUUCGUUUCUGAAGACGUACUCGUGGCAGCCGGAUUCGAGGGACGUCUGUACGCCUUCGAGUCGGCUGCAGCGUCAACGCAGUCGGGCGUCCAGAGACAGCGAACGUGGAAGCUGGCCCCGGAGCACGCGGCGACGCAACGGGCGGAGGGCUCAGCGCAGCUGCCGCGCCAUGAAACAGCGCAUGUGGCUGCCAACGAUAGGGAAAAGACGGCGGUUGCUUGCGGCCGGCACACUCUGCCUUCGCAGAGAGCUACUGCUGCUGCCAAGGGCAUCGUCACUCAUGAGGGUCAGCAGCAGCCAGCACGAAUUCUGGGCGAGUCGCAGGCUGCCGUCGACGAAACGCUAGUGGCCAAGUCGGUGCGUCAAGUUGCAUUAGACUUCUUCGAGCGCGGCCGUGCAGCGGCAGCUGCCGAUGGUGUUGUGGCGACAUCCGCCCGCGGGCGAUCCGCAGUCCCAGGCGCACAUAGCUCGACAGAGAACAACGCAAUGGGUGCAGCACGGGAACACGUCGCCGAGCGUCCUCCGCACACAUCGCCCAUUAGCCUGCUGAUACGCAUUCCUUCGGGCGCGAAAUCCGCCACCGCUGAGUCGAUGAACGUCACCUUUGUGUCGGCCGGCCACGACAGUCGUGUGCACCUCUGGCGAGUAUGCCACACAACCCUAACUCGCAGUAAGGACGUGCCCGUGUCCCCUGAUGGGUGA